Parnassius apollo (apollo) is the source of this 498-nucleotide messenger RNA. Lineage: Eukaryota; Metazoa; Arthropoda; Insecta; Lepidoptera; Papilionidae. The record is from the annotation of a GenBank genome assembly.
AUGGCUAUCCGAGUACAGAACCAGAGUACGAAACCUAUCCAACUACAGAGAGGUGUAAGACAGGGUGACGUUAUUUCCCCGAAACUCUUCACCGCUGCAUUGGAAGACGUUUUCAAGUUACACGACUGGAAAGGAUACGGUAUUAACAUCAAUGGCGAGUACAUCAUUCACCUUCGAUUUGCCGACGAUAUAGUUCUUAUGGCAGAAUCGCUGGAGGACUUAAGCACUAUGCUCAGUGACCUCAAUAGUGCCUCCCAACGGUUAGGUCUUAAGAUGAACAUGGACAAAACAAAGAUCAUGUUUAAUGUCCAUGUCACACCUAUGCCGGUAGUUGUUGGGAGCACUAAGCUCGAAGUUUUUUACGAGUACGUUUACCUGGGACAAAUAGUCCGGCUAGGUAAGUCCAACUUCGAGAGGUCAAUCGACGGAUUCAACUCGGCUGGGCAGCGUUCGGGAAAUUACAACGCAUCUUCUCGUCAGGUAUACCUCAAAACCUGA